Messenger RNA from Melanotaenia boesemani (Boeseman's rainbowfish), 1042 nucleotides. RefSeq lists its product as uncharacterized. The transcript is spliced from 4 exons. Lineage: Eukaryota; Metazoa; Chordata; Actinopteri; Atheriniformes; Melanotaeniidae. The record is from RefSeq and is a predicted model, not a curated record. Bases 332 to 1042 code for a protein of 236 amino acids.
AGUGUACCUCUCUGAUGCAGAGUUCAGUGAGGUAGCAGCAGCUCUUAUAACGGCACAUCCUUGCUUGAAAGAGCCAGGUUCCAUAAGUGGAUUUGGUGGUUGGAAGACAAGUUUAAAAUAUAAACUUGGGAACUACAGAUCAAAGCUCAGGAGACUUGGAUGUCCAGAAGUGACUGUGAAUUCUCUGAAACACAAACCUGAUGAUCGUUGCAGUCCUGCCUAUGGUGUUAAGAAACCUAAAAAGGCUGAAGUGAAUUACUGCCCACCAUAUCCAGCCGGUGAAACAGCUGAAACUUUGGAGCAGAUAAGAGUAAAACUCCUGUCUGAAGUAAUGAUUCGAAAUAAUGAAGACAAAGUAGCUGCCAUGAUGGACAAAACGUUUGCACUAAGACGUCUUGAGGUAGUCCAAGAUGCACCCAUGGUAGCGGAUUUCAAAGCAAGGUGGCCAGGUCUCUUUAAUGUGAGGGAGGUGAAAGCAGAAUUCAAGAGGAUAACCACAGUUGAGCUGCAGUCCAAGUUCUUCUCGCAACUUGAUGCACAUUCUGAAAACUUGAUGAAAGUGUUUGCCAGAAAAGGAGGAGUCCUCGGGAAAAAGAUAAAGGCAGUGAUGCUUCCAAUGACUCGGGCUGACAGCAUUGAUGUCAAAAGAGAAUGCAUCCUCAGAGGCUUGACAGUGUACUUAAAUGAGGAUCCACAAAAAUUUGUGAAGGACUACACGACUGAUGAUCAGUGUAUCGAAAGAGACCUGGCAGAAACGGUCUUUGGGAUCUAUGUGGUUCGACACAAUGGUGCAGACCGUGAUGACGAUCCUGAGGACAUUGGAAUCGUUUUGGAGGGGGUAGAGGUACUGAGUGGUUUGAGAAGUGUCCCAUUCGCAAUGGCAAUGUUUCUCGGACUUGUGUAUUCUCUGAACAUUAGUUACCCUCCAGAAUUAAAAUAUACAUUUGAAGCUGUGCAGAAAAUCAUAAUGGAGAUGGAAGGAAACAAGCUGUCAGCCAAAGUGCAAACUCUCAAAACACUGCUAGCACGUUCAUCAUUCUAA